AUGAUUCCUUACAGUGCCGACAUCAAAUACAAAACCCUCAAAUUUUUGGGUGGAGGUAUGGACGGCAUUGCAGUUCUUGCAGUUCCCAAAUCUGGUGAACAAAAGCUGGACUCGUGUAUAGCCCUGAAGCUUUUGAUUGACGACAAGACUACUUCCGUCUCCAAAGAACUGCUCAUACAGCUGAAAGGUAUGCAGAGCAAAGAAGACCACCUUAUAGCCGCAGUGUAUGACUACCAGCCCAUCGAACAUCCUGAAUGGCACUGUAUGGCAUACAUACCAGGUUGCAGUAUCGAACAACUACUAAGGAGGGAUGACUUUCAGGACGGAAUGUCACCUACUGUUAUACUCCACGUUCUUUCAGAGCUUAUCCGCGUCCAAGAGCAUCUGCGAGCGAACAAGCUAACCCACACCGAUCUUGGUGCGGGUGGUAAUGUCAUGCUUAGCAACAACGGCAACGAUGCAUGGCCUUGUGUAACACUAGUCGACUUCAGCGGGAUUUUGUCCUACAGCAAGCCCAAGGAAGCAAAGAAUGUCUUCCAAUUGGUCUCGAGCAUGACAAUGGACCAAGAAGCCGUUCCGGAGUGUUGGAAAUUAUCCACCUUUCAGGCCCACGAUGUGACGACUGCAGACGAGGUGUACAAGGAAUGUAAUCGCCUGCAGUAUUCAUGGGACGAAGAGCUAUUACAAGGGCUGUGGGAGUUCUGUCGCGAGAAAACCAAAGGUUUGAAGCAGCGCUUGAGAGAUGAUGUGGCACUUCAGAAACUGAGCAAGGUACUCGACACCGCAGGGACUACUGAGCAAGACGUGGAGAGACUGGUAAAGACACCUGAAUACACAAUGGAAGUGCAGCGAUUCGAUGCGACUUCAAAGUAG
This is a messenger RNA of Alternaria incomplexa, 873 nucleotides long. RefSeq lists its product as uncharacterized. Lineage: Eukaryota; Fungi; Ascomycota; Dothideomycetes; Pleosporales; Pleosporaceae. The transcript has a single exon. Gene Ontology annotation, molecular function: ATP binding; protein kinase activity. The coding region runs from base 1 to 873 and encodes 290 amino acids. The record is from RefSeq and is a predicted model, not a curated record. Gene Ontology annotation, biological process: protein phosphorylation.